This is a messenger RNA of Plasmodium adleri (nom. inval.), 2082 nucleotides long. Its product is annotated as SUMO-activating enzyme subunit 2. Lineage: Eukaryota; Apicomplexa; Aconoidasida; Haemosporida; Plasmodiidae. The transcript is spliced from 2 exons. Gene Ontology annotation, cellular component: cytoplasm; SUMO activating enzyme complex. Gene Ontology annotation, molecular function: SUMO activating enzyme activity. The record is from RefSeq and is a predicted model, not a curated record. The coding region runs from base 1 to 2082 and encodes 693 amino acids. Gene Ontology annotation, biological process: protein sumoylation.
AUGCAUAAAACGAUAAGAAAACUAUUUAGCGAUGAGGUGUGUGACAAGAUAGAGAAUAUGAAAAUAUUGUUAGUAGGUGCUGGAGGUAUUGGUAGUGAGUUUUUAAAAAAUAUAAUAACAAUAGGUUGUAAGAAUAUUGACAUUAUAGAUAUCGAUACGAUUGAUAUUACAAAUUUGAAUAGGCAAUUUUUAUUUAAAAAGGAAGAUGUAAAAAAGUAUAAAUCUCUUGUAGCAAAAGAGAGAGCUUUAAAACAUAAAAAGAAUUUAAAUAUAAAUGCAUAUACAUUUGAUGUAUGUACUAUGAAAAGUAGUGAUAUAAAAAAAUAUGAUUAUGUAAUUAAUGCAUUAGAUAAUAUAAAAGCUAGAAAAUAUGUAAAUAAAUUAUGUAUUAUGGAAAAAAAAGUUUUAAUAGAAGCUGGAAGUGCAGGUUAUAAUGGUCAGGUAUAUCCUAUUUAUUAUAAUGAAACCAAAUGUUAUAGUUGUGAAGAGAAACCAAAAAAUAAAACAUUUGCUAUAUGUACAAUAAGACAAACGCCUUCUUUACCUGAACAUUGUGUUGCAUGGGGUAGAUUAAUAUUUGAAACAUUUUUUUGUAAAAAUGAUAAUGAAACUUUAAUAGAUAUUAAAAAUCAUAUUGAAGAAGAAUCUAAAAAAAGAAAUAUGGAUAAGAAGGAAAUUAUAAUCUUUAUUUUUAAUUAUUUAUUUAAUGAUUCUAUAAAAGAAUUAAUUUCUUUAAAAAAGGAUUAUGCAACGAUACCCACACCAAUACAUUUUGAAUUUGAUGAAAAUAUAGAUAUUUUUAAAGAAGAAAAUGAAAAAAAUAAUAAUAAUAAUAAUAAUGGAAACAACACAGACAAAUUAAAUGACAACAAAGAUAAUAUUAAUGACAAUAAAGAUAAUAUUAAUGAUAAAAAAUAUGAUGGUAAUAAUUCCAAAGGUGAAGAAAAAAAUCAAGAAAAAGAAAAUAAUGUACUUGAGUUAUCCUCACAAAAUAUAUGGGAUAAAAAAAAAUGUAUAGAAAUGUAUAUAAAAACAUUUUUAAAAUUAUAUAAAUAUUUGAAUAUAAAUAAAAAAGAAGAAGAAUAUUUAAUAUUUGAUAAAGAUGAUGAUGAAUGUAUAAAUUUUAUAACAGCUAUAUCGAAUAUAAGAAUGUUAAAUUUUUGUAUCAGUCAAAAAAGUAAAUUUGAUAUACAAUCAAUAGCAGGAAAUAUAAUACCUGCAAUAUCAUCAACAAAUGCGAUUGUUGCUUCUUUGCAAGCUUUUCAAUUAAUUCAUGUUAUUGAAUAUUUUGAAACAUUAAAAAAAAAAAAUAAUAAUAAUAAUAAAAAUAAAAAUAAAAACAAUAAUAAUAAAAACAAUAACAUUAUUAGUUGUGAUGAUGAUAAAGAAGAAAAUAAGAUAGACCAUUUUAAUAUACGAAAUAGUAAAGCUAGACAUGUAUGGGUUAAAAGUAUAGUUAAUGGAAAUAAAAUAUUUUCACGAGGAAACUUAGUAAAUGCUGAAGAUUUAGAAAUGCCUAAUCCAAAUUGUUAUAUAUGUCAACAACCUAUUAUACAUAUAUAUAUAAAAAAUUUUGAGAAAAUGACGUUAUAUAAUUUUGUAAAAGAUAUAUGUAUGAAUGAAUUGUCAUUUUUAUAUCCUUUCUUAGAUAAACAAGAUAGAAAUAUAUUUGAUUAUGAUUUAUUUCAAGAAAAUGAAGAUGAUUAUUUACAAAGUUUAUAUUCAUCCUUAAAUGAUUGGGAUAUAAAACAUGAUGAAAUAUUAAUACUUACAGAUUUUCAAAAUAACAAUGUCCAAAUGGAAAUACAUUUAAAAGAAGACCCUUCACUAGAAACAGAAUAUUUUAUACAACAAAAAAAUGUUCCUUCAAAAAAAAGAAAAGUAUCAUAUAUUAAGCAGGAUGAAGCAAAUAUGGAUACUGAAAGUGCAAAAAAAAAGAGACAUAUAUUAUCAGACGAACAAAAGAAAACAAACGAUGAAAGCAAGCCUACUAAAAAGAGAAAACAUGAUGCGAGUAAAAUAGAGGAAAUAAUAAUUGACGACGAACAAAGUGAUAAUCAAAAUGUUGUCAUGAUUGAUUAA